UUCUUCCGCUGUUGAAAAGAGAAGAAAUUAUGGCAGUAAAUUUGGAUCAAUUUAAUUUCUUUUCAAAUGUAUUUUUUUUAGUUUGUCGCUAGGUCAGGUUGGUUCGAUAUCUUUAGAAAAUUAAAAAGGCUUUAAGAUUUUGGAGACGAAACAUAUGGUCGAGCCUGGAUUCGAAACGUGCAAAAACUGCUGAAAUUAUUUGGUUUUUCUUUGUAAAAGACAGUAGAAAUUACAUUAAUUCUUAAGCAAUGCAAUGAUAAGACGUAAGAGUUUCCAAGAUACACCCAAUUUUGAUAAAAAUUUGCUUCAAGGCUGGCAAAUUAGAAGCAUUCGGCUUGAUAAAUUGAUGCUGCACAGCUUUCAGCCAGUAACAUGGAGUGUUAGAGUGGAACUCAAAGUUAUUUUUGAAUUAUCACAGAUGUGCAUUUUAACAUUUAUUCUAUUAAAUAAGUUACUAGAGGUUCUUUAGUUACUGCAUCUCAUUUCGGUGAUAUAACAGUUGAAGAAUAUGACAUAUAAUCUUAUCAAAAACGGACUGCCUCAAUAUUGUUUCUUUGAAAAACCCAAAUGUUGGAAAGUUUCGUUUAUUUUACAUAUAUUUCAGGGAAUUAAUGGAAGGUAGAUUCAACGUCCAGAAUUGACCGUGACGUUUACAAUUACGAUAGGAGUUUUCAAGCUUUCUACCACGGUUUUGCGGGGAGAAAUUACUGGAUUCAAGAAGAUCAUAGUCCUCGUUGCCGUCGCCGUCGUGGUUUCUUAAGGUCCCUAAUGAUUCAUCUCAGAAAGACUAUCACCCCAAAUGCUUUGAACUAUCUUGUGUAGGACUGAGGUCCGAAGAAAUAUGGGCCGAAAUCAUGCUUCCAGUAAAUUAACUGAAGAGCAAAUUGACGACUUUAGGAAAGCGUUUCUACUGUUUGACAAAGAUGGCAACGGAAGAAUAACCGCGGACGAAUUGAGCGAAGUUAUGAGCUCCUUGGGUCAAAGUCCCACAAAGAAAGAGGUUGAAGCAAUGAUUCAGAAAGCUGACCAAGACGGCGAUGGUUCGAUUGAUUUUCUGGAGUUUCUGGAAGUAAUGGCCAGCAAGAUGGGUGAGCACACAUUCGAGGACGAUCUCAGGGACGCAUUUCAAUUGUUCGACACAGAUUGCAACGGUUAUAUUUCCAAACGCGAAUUAACUUUCGUCCUGACCAGCCUCGGGGAACAGAUCACUGAUGCUGCCGUGGAAAACAUGAUCAAGGAGGUCGACCUGGAUGGAGAUGGCAGAGUAAACUAUGAAGAAUUCCUACGAAUUAUGAAGAAAUAAAUUAAACAUCCCGAGGACAAUCUGUCGACCAUCGCAAACGAUCGAAGACUGAGUCGAUCAGUUUAAUUUAGCCUCAUUUUAGACCUUUAUCUACUCUAGGUAUCUAGCUAAGAGAGGUCAGAUAUCUAUGAUGAAAUGUUUUUUUUCUCCUUAAGUUGUACACAAAAUGUUCAUGUAAAUAAUACGUGCCUGUUGAUAUGAAAGAAAUUAUGUAGUGGUAGGACAUAUGGACUGAUGUGUCCCCAAGUACCUUUAGCAUUGGAGGAAUUUUCCUGAUUGUAUUUUUAAAUUCAAGACAGUAAUGAGGAGCCGAGGCCUCAAAAGAAAUAGUUCGUGCCUCGUUAACUAGUAGUCUCUGGUUGAAAUUUCAAUUCAUCUCCAACCAUUAUAUUUUCUACGAUGAACACGAACGCAAACCAUCAUUUAAAUAACCUUAGCGUUGGCAAAAGACAGCUGUACAUAUGGAUAAAAUAUGAUCACCUUUGUAAUGAAUAGAUGGUCAAUCCCAUCUUUGACCAUUUUUCUAGGAAGACAAGUGUAUCACUUAUAAUGAGUUCAUGAGUGUCUUAGUUUCACUUCAGAUAUUUCCAAAGUCUCUUUACGAUAACUUCUUGGAAAUUUAAAUAAACUGAACCUUCAGCUUUA
Molecule: messenger RNA, 1948 nt
Organism: Stylophora pistillata
Lineage: Eukaryota; Metazoa; Cnidaria; Anthozoa; Scleractinia; Pocilloporidae
Product: neo-calmodulin
Cellular component (GO): myosin II complex
Molecular function (GO): calcium ion binding
Source: RefSeq, a predicted model, not a curated record